UAUAUGCUGUCCAAUCAGCAGCUGCCUGGUCAUAGCAGCCUGGAAUCCUGUAACCUCAGCAUUCUUGAAGAGCCAUGGUGACAGACAGCCUCCUCUGCGUGGUGGAGAAAGAUGGUGUAGCCCUGCAGCCCGCUUCAUGCUUCCAAGGCUGGAGAACACACAUACACCUUCAGUGUUGGUGUCAUUUGAAGAUGUGGCUGUGGAGGUUACCCAGGAGGAAUGGCAGUACAUGGACAACACUCAGCGGAACCUGUACAGGGAUGUGAUGCUUGAGACCUAUCACAAUCUGCUGUCCUUGGGGUACAGCUUGACAAAGCCUGAUGUGAUCUUGAAAUUGGAGCAAGACUCAGCACCACGGACAGUGGACAAAGCUGUAAACCAGGGACUUCCAGAUUCCUACAGAAAGAAUGAACUGCUUGGAGCUAAUCAAAAAAGUCAAGAAAUAAUGUUCAGGCAAGUUGUAAUCAUGGAAAGUGUAUAA
Messenger RNA from Ochotona princeps (American pika), 481 nucleotides. RefSeq names its product zinc finger protein 334-like. Gene Ontology annotation, biological process: regulation of DNA-templated transcription. The record is from RefSeq and is a predicted model, not a curated record. Lineage: Eukaryota; Metazoa; Chordata; Mammalia; Lagomorpha; Ochotonidae. The transcript has 5 exons. The coding region runs from base 137 to 481 and encodes 114 amino acids.